CGCCUCGUUUACGGUUAGCACCCUGAGGCAACAGCUCUCGCCCUUUACAUUUGGACUGCCCACGUAGCAGCUGACUACCUUGGCUCGUUGGCUUGGUGCCGGAUUUGUAGAGGCGAAAAGCAAACGUUGGUUCUCAUGACGACCAGCGAGGAUGCGGCAACUCCGAGAAAGAGUCCCUCACCCGCUACCUCCACCAGGAGCCAAUGUGUGUGCGUUGCAACACCGUCACCCACCGUACAGAUCGCAACUUCUCGUCGGACUCGUCAUCCGAGAACGCUAGCCGCCACGGCCCUUACUGUUGCGGCCAUUUCCUGGAGCACGGCACCCCGUAGCGGCGCCCUCGCCUUUGCGGUUACCCCCGACCGCGAACGAGUCUCUCUCGCGUCGUCUUUGCAGCCAGAAAACGACAACAACAACAACAUAAACCACCAACCAGCUACCGUCGAAACAAAGUUUAACAAAAAGAGACGACGGACCAAACAUGUUGUUGCUCUGGAUGCAACCUUGCCUCCCACUCCGUACGCGCCGCCCAAGACAUCGAGAGUCACACCGAACAAGCAUCCGAGUCCCGAAACCUCCAACUCGAGGAAACGUCGUCUCACGGGUGUAGCCGCAACUGGCGUUCCCCGUACAUCAUCCUUUCCACCCUUGACGGCCGAUCAAUUUCCUCAUUGGCAAGAAGAGUUUUCACGCAAAGGCCGCCAACCAGUUUUACCCCAUACCCUCAUUCUAGGAACACAUCCAUCUGUCACCAGUUUACAGCAAGAACAAUAUUAUGGACACGCUGUCAAAGCCUACCCUCUCUCGCAUGGAUCGAACAAUCUCUUCUUUUCUCUCACACUCCUUCUUGUACUUUUAUCUUUUGGCGGGCUUUUUUCCGUGGGAUCGACAAAACAUUCUUCUGUCCACAAAAGUGCCUUUUGGUGGAUUGCCGGGGAUUGUCUCGGCUUUCGAAGGGCAUCGGGGGUAUCCCCAACUUCCGAACAACCAUACGCCUUGGCUCAGCACCUCCGCUACGACCAAUCCUAUAUAUUGGAAUAUAAAGCCCAGUUGGAGCGGUUCGUCUCCCGAGGAUUUGUCUUGUGGGAUGUUAUCGGCUCUUGUCAACGCAAAGGGUCGUUGGACCAAGAUAUACAGCAAGAGAUUCCCAAUGAUCUGCAAGCCUUUUGCGCGCAGUAUCCUUCCAUUCGACGGAUCGUCCUGGCCAAUGGCGGCACCACGGCCACACUUUUUCGUCGGCAUUUCCAUUCGUGGUUGACAUCGGGGCAACUGCAACCGCUGGCUGAUCAUCCGCCUUCUCAAAAGGCGUUUCCUCGAGUCAAACAGAACAACAGUGAAGGAACAAUGACGACUCCCGCAAGCGACUUGCCUACCAUUACGCUGAUUGCCGCCAUCAGCGUCAGCCCUGCCGCUGCCAAGUAUUCCUACGUCGAAAAGAGGGACUUUUGGGAAACCCAUGUAUACGCGCCGGGUUUGCGCGAUUUCGAAACAAUGCGAUCAUCGAUAGAGGAAGUGAAACAAAAGGAAGACUCUUGA
This is a messenger RNA of Phaeodactylum tricornutum CCAP 1055/1, 1536 nucleotides long. RefSeq lists its product with no specific name. Bases 136 to 1536 code for a protein of 466 amino acids. The transcript has 2 exons. The record is from RefSeq and is a predicted model, not a curated record. Lineage: Eukaryota; Bacillariophyta; Bacillariophyceae; Surirellales; Neidiaceae.